Messenger RNA from Syngnathus acus (greater pipefish), 1511 nucleotides. RefSeq lists its product as uncharacterized. NCBI's taxonomy places the organism in Eukaryota, Metazoa, Chordata, Actinopteri, Syngnathiformes, Syngnathidae. The coding region runs from base 228 to 1367 and encodes 379 amino acids. The record is from RefSeq and is a predicted model, not a curated record. The transcript has 5 exons.
GGAGCAGGUAGAGCUGAUUUGCAACCCGCCGACGAGGCAGCAAAGAAGAAAGCAAAAUGUCGCUUCACUCGACCACGACCGUUCUAGGAUCAGUGGGUUCUUAAGCGAGAAAGUCGGAAGCAUCUGCUCAUACCCAAAUUGACGAUGAACCUCCUCCAAAUAUAACAACAAAGUAAACAGUUAAACUGCAAGUUACUUACUACCCGAUCCACUGAUUCAGUGACAAGAUGGAGCAAUCUACAAGGGUGGUGGGCCUGGAUGCUCAGGGCAACAUGGUUUUCACUAUGGUGAAGCCAGUCAUGGGAAUAUUUCAAGUGUCCUCAGACCAAAUGAUGACCCAGGGGGGGAUGAGUCUGCAGAGUUUACCUGAAAACACGCUGGUCCUGCCUCCUCCACAAGAUCAGGUCCCAUUGGAGACCACCCAGGUGGAGAUGCAUGCCAUCCAGCCUCAUCUCCAGACUCAGAUGCAGGUGUCUGCCACAUUACAGACUGAGGAAGCCAUCCACAGUCAGCCACAGAACUCCAGUACCACUUCAGAGUUCUCCACACAGAUGCCCUUUGCGGAGGUGUCAUCACUCCUGGAUCCCAACAUGAAAGGAUCCAAGGCUAGGAAACAUCUCAUCUCCUACGAUGAGAUCAAGCGCCGUCUCCAGGCUCCGGAGAAGAUGUCCCUGCGCUCGUUGGCCGCCUACACGCGAGUGAGCCGAGGUCCAGCUAGCAAGAAGACGCUGCUGGAGUCCCUGAGCGUCCUUGGCCUCACACCUAGCACGACGACCUCUGUUUCCUCAUCCUUCUCCAAACUCACAGAAGGUGACACCAGAGCAUUGUGUGACGACAUGAAGGACUUCUCCCAUGACUACAUUGACUACGGCAACAUGGCCAAACAGCUCAUCCCUGAAACAAACACAGUCCAACACUGGUCCAAAAUCAUCGAGACCAAGAAUCACCUGGAGGACAUGCGCAAUUGUUUCAAGGACCCGGUCAACAGCGGCGCCUUCGACAGCGCUACGCACGGCCUCGGUCUGGGAAUGCUGGACGUUGCCCUGGACAUGAUCAUCACCACAAUCAAACAUCAGAUCCGCAUCCUCUCCGGUGCCGCCGCCGAGCCUCCGGAGUCUGCCGCGCCGACUCACCGCAUCCGCCGGCGACAACGCCGGUGUCACAAGGCGAGCCUCGCCGUCAAGGAGCAAGGGAAGGUCAUCUCAAAAAGCAAAGGACGAAGCAGAGGAAAGAAGAAGGUCCAGCAGGAAAAUACAGCGGAGGUGGAGCCCUGCAAGACGGAAUCCAUGCAAGGCAACGUGCUAACUUUGGUGUCUGUGGGCUAUGAGACUGUUUCCACCGGUCUUGGUGGCUCCACACCGGCUUGACAUGUCACCGUGUUUACAUUUAUCAGAUUGUGCUCAGGAAGGACCAAAAAGAUUCAAAGAAUAUCUGUAGUAUUUGUAUUUACUGUAUGUUCAAAUCCAGGUCUCUCUCUGGUUAUUAAGAAUUGCUAGCAAACCAUAAAGAUA